Messenger RNA from Nylanderia fulva, 771 nucleotides. The record is from RefSeq and is a predicted model, not a curated record. NCBI's taxonomy places the organism in Eukaryota, Metazoa, Arthropoda, Insecta, Hymenoptera, Formicidae.
AUGGCUUGGAGAUGUGUUCACAAAGUUGUGAAUGCAUUAUAUUUACAUCUUCAUACAUUUAUUACAUGGCCAGACAGAGCAAGAGCAGAAAAUAUUUGGACACAUGUUAAAAACAAAUACAAAUUUCCAAAAGUGAUAGGAGCGAUAGACGGUACUCAAAAAAUUGCAGCACCGAAAUUACAUCCAGAAGCUUACAUAAAUAGAAAAGGCUAUCACUCUAUACAGACACAGAUAAUAUUUGAUAAUGAAUUAAAAAUCACUCAUGUUUAUGCAGGACAAGUAGGGUCAGUGCAUGACAUGAGAGUUUUUAGAUUAUCUGGCUUUGAAGACAUGUGUACCGCAGAAAACUUCCCAGAGAAUAGCCAUUUAUUAGGUGAUGCCGCAUAUGGCAUCCAAAAAUAUAUAAUGGUUCCGUUUAAAGAUAAUGGACAUUUAACAGAUGCACAAGUAAAAUAUAAUACUUGUUUGUCUGAAGCGCGAAUGAUGGUAGAAAGAACAAUAGGCUUGUUAAAAGGAAGAUUUCGAAGUCUUUUGGAUAUAUUACCUAUGAGAAGAACUGAUUUGAUACCUAAAUAUAUUUGUGCUUGUUGUGUUUUACAUAAUAUUUGCUUAAUACGAAAUGAUUACAUUGAUGAUAUUCCAAUUAUUGUACAGCCAAAUGAACCUGUACAAUAUGAAAUCGAAAAUAUACCUCAAAUUAUACGAGAAGAAGGUAUUGAGAAACGUAACGCUAUUGUAUAUUAUUUGCAAAAUGAAAAUUAUUUUGAAUAA